Molecule: messenger RNA, 2297 nt
Organism: Megalops cyprinoides (Indo-Pacific tarpon)
Lineage: Eukaryota; Metazoa; Chordata; Actinopteri; Elopiformes; Megalopidae
Gene: rit1
Product: Ras-like without CAAX 1
Exons: 6
Coding region: 173-817 (214 amino acids)
Biological process (GO): Ras protein signal transduction
Cellular component (GO): plasma membrane
Molecular function (GO): GTP binding; GTPase activity; GDP binding
Source: RefSeq, a predicted model, not a curated record
UGGGACCCAGUCGCCGGGCGCAGCAUUCAGCGCUUCGUGGUGUGUUUACAGUGGGUUUGCAUUGCGUGUGUUCACUGGACAACAUCUAAGUUUGGCACUUAAAAGAUUAUAGCAAGCAAUUGCAAAUUGACAAUGAAGCUGGAAGUUCAGUGACACAGGCCCAGUCGUGUGGAUGGAGUCAGCGCGCGGGUCAGGGGGGUCGGGGGGCCUGUCCCGCGAGUACAAGCUGGUGAUGCUGGGUGAGGGAGGAGUGGGAAAAAGCGCCAUUAUCAUGCAGUUCAUCAGUCACAGGUUCCCGGAGGACCACGACCCAACUAUAGAGGACGCCUACAAGACACAGAUCCGCAUUGAUGACGAGCCGGCCAACCUGGACAUCCUGGACACGGCAGGACAGGCUGAGUUCACAGCAAUGCGGGACCAGUACAUGCGGGCGGGGGAAGGCUUCAUCAUCUCCUACUCCAUCACUGACCGGCGGAGCUUCCAGGAGGCGCGGCAGUUCAAGCAGCUCAUCUACCGCGUGCGCCGCACGGUGGACACGCCCGUGGUCCUGGUGGGAAACAAGUCUGACCUCACACACCUCCGGCAGGUGUCAGUGGAGGAAGGUCGGGGGCUGGCGCGAGAGUUUCAGUGUCCCUUCUUUGAGACUUCGGCGGCUUUCCGCUACUACAUCGACGAGGUGUUUGCCGCCCUGGUGCGGCAGAUCCGCCAACGGGAGGCGGAGGCGGCCAGGGGGAGCGAGAGGAAGGCGCGGCGUCACCACUCCUUCUGGACCCGUUUGAGGUCCCCCUUCCACAGGAAGCAGCACUCUGAGCACUGAGAGAUAUGGGGGGGGGUAGGACAGGGUGGGGUGGGGGACUCACGGUGGGACGACCUUUGCCUGUACAGAAAGGGAGGUCAAGGAAGAGAUGAAGGGUGAGAGGAAAAAAAAGAGGAGGAUUGAGAGGGAAGCGAUCUAAAAGAAAAAGGACCAUGUAGUGAGAGAAUCUGAAGAUGGGAAGGUGGGAGGGAGUCACAUUACUGAGUGAGACUGAGGUGGGGACGAGUCGGUAAUAAUAGAAUAUGGAGGUUUAGGGAUGAGAAAAGGAGAAAAGAGUGAGAAGGGAAGAUGGCAAAAAAGGAGGGACUGUGGAUAUGUUGAGAGAGGGUCUGAGUCAGAGAUGAAGAAAGGGGAGAUGCAGGGAGAAUUUGAGGGCUUUGAGAGAGCUGUGUGGGUGGCUUUCUUAGUGAUAUCACAAACGCGUUCUUGUUGAACUGUAGUCCAAAUGUAGGUUGGUGGCCAUACAUACUACACUGUGUCAAUGUGCAGAGAAUCUUUUGUUGUAAAAACAACAUAUAUAUAUUAUACACAAUAUGAAAUGAUGUUUGGCAGUGGUUCAACAUCUUCCAGCAGGAGUGUGGAUGUCAGAUUUAGAAAAAUGAUAAAUGUUAAAACAUUUAGUCAAAUUCACAGUAGUUUCCCUCAAUCAAAUGAAACCAAACCAACAAUUUUUUUCUGUAUUUACUUAGACCCACUCUCUUUUCAGUUGAUAACAGCAAUACAUUGCCAAUCACCAGUUUUAUUGUGUACAAUAGUUGAUUUUCACAUCAAAUGACUGUCUCUGUACCAUCCAGUUAGUUUACAGUAGAUGCAGGUUUUGCAAAGGCUGAUGUGUAGCAUGCGGUGGGAUAGAGCAGGUGAUGAAAUGGGUAAUAUCCUCAAAAUCCACCCAGAAACCUGAUUAAGAGCUAUAGAUAGCCAAGGGACCGUAGACCUAGGUCCAGUGCACCUCUGCCUGUUCUUGGUUUAACAGUCUGUGCAGCUGGGAAGUAGAGCUUAUAUUUGUGUAGGUUUUUCAUAAAUCUGGGUGUCAGAACAGAUAUUCUCCCUAGUUCUUAGCUCAGCUGAAUGUCAUAGAAGAUAUUUACCCAGGUUUUCAGCGCAGCAGGUUGCCAGAUCAGAUAUUUACCUGAGUUUUCAGGGGAUUUUCAGACAAGGUUGUCGGUGGAGUGCAGAGGUUGCCCUGCUCCCAUUUGCCCUGCUUGCACAGGUGCUGCACGGCUCUUGCUCUUCCUGCCCUGUAUUAGUAAAGACUUGAAUGGCUCAUGCCUCUACACGAUGGGAUUUCAACGUGACUCGAGCUAUAGCUGCCAUUUGGAGACUGAAACGCCAGCCGUGCACUUACUCAGUACAUCCGUAUUAUAUUUUUCAUCUUGACUGUAUGUGAGCUCUGGCAGUACUAAAUGCUUAUUUUUUUAUAUGGGGCCAUGUACCAGGCUGUGCUCUUGGUUUUGUGUUGUUUUUGUUAUUGUUGUCGUUU